This is a messenger RNA of Solenopsis invicta (red fire ant), 1539 nucleotides long. Its product is annotated as gustatory receptor 23a-like. Gene Ontology annotation, biological process: sensory perception of taste. The record is from RefSeq and is a predicted model, not a curated record. Gene Ontology annotation, cellular component: axon; membrane; neuronal cell body. Bases 189 to 1442 code for a protein of 417 amino acids. The transcript has 3 exons. NCBI's taxonomy places the organism in Eukaryota, Metazoa, Arthropoda, Insecta, Hymenoptera, Formicidae.
UACGUCGUCCUUUAUUCUACAUGAAGCACCAAAGAGUAUUUACAACGUACAACGUUCAUUAAAAGACUUUGCUUUCAAAAAAUUUUACUAUCAUUUCUCAAAAAUAUUUUAUCACGAGGAACAAUCAGUAUACUCCAGAGCCAUUCGCUUGCAAAACGCAUCGAUUAACAAGAAAAGAAGACACGAAGAUGGAAGAUGAUAUUGAAGUGCAAGUUGAAGACAAUUCGCCCUCGAUAGAGAAUACAUUACGACCAUUAUCGUACACCUCCUGGCUCAUGGGCGUCGGUGUUGCACGUCCGCGCAAGUGUCCCAAGUAUGUAACGAUAAUCAUACGCAUCUUUCACUUACUUGUGUGUUCUGUUAGUACGACGUACUGCGUCUUAGAUUUCUUCACCUUCGAUACUGCCUUUGCUUCUGACAGCGAUGUGUACAAGUUCAUGUACAGCAUGAACAGAGUGACGGGCUGCGUGGCUGCAUAUUAUUAUAUUUAUCACGGAAUCAGUCAAUACAACAAGUGGACGGAGCUGAUGGACAAAAUGAAGAAACUCGAUCAGAAGAUCAAAAGGGAAACACCCAUUGAUGACCAGCCGAUAAAAAUCGCGGAUUCUCUAGCGGUUCUCACGAUUUUCGUUUGCUGUCCUGUGUCUCUAAUCGUACACGCCCUGUAUUAUUACUUUACACACCCUGAGUACAUUUACGUGUCCGACUUGUUGUUUUAUAUCAUGAUAGCCCAGUCGUUGGUCAACAGCUUCGUCUUUGAUAUUGUCGUUUAUGUGCUGUGUUAUAGAUUCCAAGCGAUAAAUGAAUUAAUAGGUCAGUUGGAUCAGCUGUUCGAUGCAUCAAAAAUUGCGCCCAAGAUUAGACGCAUCAGAGUAUUGUAUAAUAGUAUUAAUGAUCUCGUUGUCGUGAUAAACGAUAUUCAUGGCCUUCAUCUCCUCCUCUGUUCGGCGAACUGCUUUGCCAUGGCCGUGGCUACACUAUUCAGAAUCUACAUGGGUGUCAGAGAGAAAGAUUAUAUGUUGGUUGCGGUACAUAAUGUUCUUUGGAUUGUGUACGUCGCGCAAUUCGGUCUGAUGUGCUGGAUUUGUACGCUCGCCCGUCAAGCAUCCCUGAGGACCAGGAUAAUUAUAUACACAUUUUUAUUAAAUCGCGAAAACUUGGACCAAGAUUUUGGCGUCAAAAACGAGAUCAAUGAUUUUUCGAUUCAAUUACAACAGUAUCGUGUAACAUUUACUGCCUGUAAUUUCUUCGAAAUGAACAAUGCUCUUUUCAAUGAUAUGGUCGGGGUCAUUACCGUUUAUUUAAUAAUCCUCAUUCAAUUUUAUCAACCACCCAAAGAUUCUAAACACAAUGAAUUAAUACAUGGUUUAACACUACUUCGUGCGGACAAUUCGUAUAGACAAACUGAAAUAACACUAAACAAUACUUUAACUUUUUAUUAACUUUGGAUUGUGCAUUGACAAAAAAUAGCUUGUUAAACAUUAAAAGAUGAUAAUUGAAGAAUGUAUAUUUUGUAAAUAAAUAAUCUGUAAAGUGGUA